Drosophila hydei is the source of this 953-nucleotide messenger RNA. Its product is annotated as THUMP domain-containing protein 1 homolog. The record is from RefSeq and is a predicted model, not a curated record. Lineage: Eukaryota; Metazoa; Arthropoda; Insecta; Diptera; Drosophilidae. Bases 43 to 939 code for a protein of 298 amino acids. The transcript has a single exon. Gene Ontology annotation, molecular function: RNA binding. Gene Ontology annotation, biological process: tRNA modification.
GCCGCACUGCGCGCCGUCUAAAAAAUAUUCGUUGAACGUGACAUGGAGCCGGCCAUAAAGAAAUCCAAAAUGGUUAAUAAUAAAUUUAAACAUAGCAAAAAGAAGUAUUUCCAACAAAGCAAGAAACAAGUGCUACAACCAGGACAACGUGGUUUUCUUGUAACUUGCAAUAUGAACGAAAAGGCAUGCGUGCGCGAAUGCUAUAAUUUACUUAACCACUAUGCUGACCAAUUGUACGGCCCAGAGGGGCAGCCAGAUGAAAGCAAGCAGGCAGCAAAUGUGGAAGCUGGUGAAGAGUCUGAUAGUGACGAUUUGGAUGCAGCUGUGGCAAAAUGCCGUGAGAUGAUUGCACAACGGAAACAACGCUUCCAAAACGUGGACACGGGCACUACGAACUGUUUAUUUAUACGCACCCAAUUGGAGGAUCCAGUGGCACUUGGCAAACACAUUGUCGACGACAUUAAAACAACGGGCAAAGCCAUGUCACGCUUUGUGCUACGUCUAGUGCCUAUUGAAGCUGUAUGUCGCUCUAAUAUGCCAGAUAUAAUCAAUGCAGCUGGAGCGCUGUUCGACAAACAUUUUUUGAAGGAGCCAACUACAUAUGGCAUUAUAUUCAAUCAUCGGUACAAUCAGCAAAUCAAGCGGGAUACCAUAAUAAAAGAACUAGCCGAAUUGGUUAACUCGAAGAACAUAGGCAACAAGGUUGAUUUGCAAAAUGCCAAAAAGUCAAUCAUCGUUGAGGUGCUGAGAGGCUGGUGCCUGUUGAGUGUUGUGGACAACUAUUUAGAAUUAAAGAAAUAUAAUUUAGCCGAGCUGGCAAAUAUCAAUGGGCAGAAGACAAAUGACGUAGGCGAUUCUAAGACAGAUGCAACUGCAGAGCAGGAAACUGAGAGUACUAAGAAAUCCAUUGAGAAUGCAGUUACCGCUGUUGAAGACUAAUAAAAUUUACUAUU